Messenger RNA from Purpureocillium lilacinum, 435 nucleotides. The record is from RefSeq and is a predicted model, not a curated record. NCBI's taxonomy places the organism in Eukaryota, Fungi, Ascomycota, Sordariomycetes, Hypocreales, Ophiocordycipitaceae.
AUGCAGGCUUCAGUACAGGGGCUAGUGGAACCGACGCUAUUCCACGUUACGGUUCGCGCUGUACGCGCAAGCAGCUGCCCGCAGCUGCGCGACUCCCAACCAUCCGUAGACGUUCUACGCUAUCAGAACCUACCACGGGGUAGCGAUCCGCGGACCCUCCUUGCCCCCAAGGGGCGGCGUACUUCUUCAGGCAUCUCGAUAUAUCACGGCUUCGUCCUACCGAAGGGAGUCCCCCCGCACUACGAAACCUUCGAUGCAUACUCCCUGCCACCGCCUGUACCGUCACAGGGCAAAAAGAAUAGACGGAGCCAGGCUCAAAACGGCAACCUCUCUCUAGGUCCUAUCAAUCCGAGCAGAUACCGAAUGAUUGGGAGGGGGGCCGCACGUCAAGACGGGAGAGAAUGCGCUACCAUUGCGCCACAAGCCCUUAGUUGA